CCAGUCCACUGAUCCGCUCCGCUUCCACACACAGUCAACUGCUCUGUCCGGGGACGAAUCUGGGAAGAUGGCGGCAGAGGAUCGGUCCAGGUCGGACGCCGCUCGGAAGAAGCGCCGGGAGCAGCUGAGCCGAUGGAACGGCUCGGAAACGGACCGGUCCGAAGCAGAGUCGCGGGAUCGGCCCGUGGGAACAGGCCAGUCUCGGUACCGGGUCCGCUUCGCUCAGGGAGCCGUGUUCAUGGCAGCUUGCUCGGCGGGCGAUCGGGAGGAGGUCCUGGUUUUGCUUCAGCAGGGCGCUAGUAUCAACCACACGAAUGUGGACGGGCUAACAGCGUUACACCAGGCCUGUAUUGAUGAGAAUCUGGAGAUGGUGGAGUUUCUGGUGGAGCACGGAGCGAACGUGAACCAGCCCGACAAUGAGGGCUGGACCCCCCUGCACGCUGCCGCGUCCUGCGGCUUCACAGAGAUCGCGGGGUUCCUGAUCAAGAAGGGGGCACGCGUGGCGGCGGUGAACAGCGAGGGCGAGCUGCCCCUGGACGUGGCGCAGGAGUCGGCCAUGGAGAGGCUGCUGCAGGCUGAGAUCAAGAAGCAAGGGGUGGAUGUGGAGUCGGCUCGUCAGGAGGAGAAGAGGAUGAUGCUGCAGGAUGCUCAGCAGCUUGUCAAUCAGGGCAAGGUCACGGUGAGCCGGCACCCCAAAACCGGCGCCACUGACCUCCACGUCGCUGCAGCCAAGGGGUACCUCGAGGUCAUCAAGCUGCUGCUGAAGGCUGGGUUCGAUGUGAAUGUGAAGGAUAAUGAUGGCUGGAGCUCCCUGCAUGCUGCAGCGCACUGGGGCCAGGUGGAGGUGUGCCGGCUGCUGGGGGAGAGUCUUUGCGACAUGCAGGCCGUCAACAAAGUGGGUCAGACUGCCUUCGACGUGGCCGAUGAGAGCCUGGUGGAAAUGCUGGAGGAGCUGCAGAAGAAACAGGCCCAGUUGCGGAUUGAGAAGGAGAAGCAGGCCAAGCUGCAGCCGGCCGUCAUCGAGACGAGCCCGCAAUCCCAGAGUGCCCUGGGCCGCACACGCAGGAGCUCUAUUUCUCGUAUGAGCAGCAAAGAGAAGAUCUCUCUGCAUGACAAGGAGAGGCGUGCCCUGGAGACACUCGAACCUGUGGCCUUCGAGGGAGUGGAGGAGGAGAAGAGAGCAGAGGGGGAGUCGAGCAGCUCCAGUUCAGAGGAGGAAUCUGACACAGAGUCCGAGACAGAGUCAGAAAAAGUAAAAACUCGUGAAAUGAUCAAUAACUUGAACAACAAACUGAACAGCUCUGCUAUCGCCAGCAUCACCGUGGCAACCAGUGGACUCAGCAAGAAGGGCUCCAGCCCCCCCGGCAAGCCCCCUGCAGCCCCUCGCUCUGCCACGGGUGGGGCAGAAGAGGAGAGAAAGGACGGAGCAGCACCCCCUACCUCCUGGAGGGGGUCUCUACGUAAAACGGGCAGCUACGGGGCCCUGAACAGCACUGCCACCCCUGGGGGGCAGGAGGAGAGCAAGGACAGGGACAGCAGAGGGGGGGUCUCCCGGUCCGCGUCCAGCCCCCGGCUCACCGGCACAGAGACAGAGGCCAGGGAUGGAGAGAGCAGGGAGCCCCGCCUGGCCCGGGUCCCCCCCACCCCUAGCCGACGUCUCUUCAGCAUCCCGGACAGCAGCCAGGAGCCCCCCAGCAGCAGCUCGUAUCCACGGCAACCCGCGACGGGCGACAGCAGUGAUGUCACGGGUGCGCUCGCCAGGAGCAGCUCCUACACGCGCCGCCUCAACAGCCAAUCAGGGAGCGAGGUCACCAGCUCCGCCCCUGGCUUCCAGCGCAGCUCCUCCUUCGGACGCAAAGCAGAGGAUUCUGGGACGACUUCCACAUCCUCAGCCCUCAGCCGACUCAACGCCCUGACAGCGCAGAGGCUUGCACGGCAGACGGAGGAUAAAGACUCAGUUUCCACGACAACUCCGACUUCAUCGUCGUCCAGCGCGACCGACAGCACCCAGAGCGAGGCCAAGGAGCGUCGCAGGUCGUACCUGACCCCAGUGCGAGACGAGGAGGCUGAGGCCCAGAGGAAGGCGCGAUCCCGACAUGCCCGGCAGUCCCGGAGAUCCACGCAGGGAGUCACUCUGAUGGACCUGCAGGAGGCUGAGAAGACGAUGAAGGGACAGCAGGAGGCGAGAGCGACCGAGGAGGAGAGGAAGAGAGAGGAGGAGGAGGAGAGAGCGGAGGCACUGAGCAAGCACCGAGCUAGCAGGACUGGAGAAGAGGGGGAGGUCAGCUGGAGGUCACGCAUUGCGAACCUGCAGAAGUCGGACCUGCUGGGCCUCACGACCCCAGCUGACCCCAGCCGACCUGCCAGAGCCGAGGAGAGCAAAGAGCCUCAGCAGAGCACCUCAGAGGAGAAGGAUGACAAGCUGGGGCCGGGAGUGAGAGACCGACGCAGACCACGAGGAAAGAGAAGAGGAGAGGGACUGAACAACAUGAUUGAUGACGAGGAGGACACCGGAGAGGAAGAGGGAGGGGGCCGGUCCGAGCAGGCUGACAGGCUCAGCAGGGGUGAGCUGAUGGCCAAUGACAGGAUUGCUAGCCGUGGCUCCUCCCUCUACUCUCGCUCUAGCUCCGCCUAUUCUCGCUCUGACCCCUCCGAGAUGGACAGGAAGGACUACAAGAAGCUCUAUGAGGAGAUGAGCAGGGAGAAUGCCCGGCUACAGUCCCAGUUCCAGGACUCCCAGAAAAAGAUCAUCCAGACCAAAGGGGAACUGGACAAGGCCAGCCAGAUGCAGGAGCGCUUUGCAGACCGCUCUGUGCUGCUGGAGAUGGAGAAGAAGCAGGAGCGCCGAUCCCUGGAGAGGAGAGUCUUAGAGCUGGAUGAAGAGAUGGAGGUCUUAUCGAAUCUGAAGGCUGACAACCAGCGCUUGAAAGAUGAGAAUGGAGCUCUGAUCCGCGUAAUCAGCAAGCUGUCCAAAUAGCGCCACCCGGUGGAGACUUGUGGCAGGACGAGAGGGAGAGAGAGACUGUCCGCCUAUUCUGUCCAUCUGUGUCGGCCGCCAUGUGUUCCAGUGCCAAAGAGAGAAGGAAGAGGAGGAAGGAGGGAAAGAAAGAAAUAAGAAACAAGUCAACCAGCUGACAUUUAACACACUGACACACAUACAAACACACACACACACUGACACACACUUGCCAAAAUACACACGCUGACACACACUUGCCAAAAUAUGCACGCUGACACACACUUGCCAAAACGCACCCACACACUGACACACAGGUGCACGGACACAUAGACACUCGUCAAAACGCAAGCACACACUGACUCACUCACGUGCAUGGACACAGACGCACAGUGACACACAAAACACACACUCGCCAAAACACAAACACUGACACACACACACAUACUCAUACACGUGCUCAAACGUGCCAGUCCAUUCUUGCUUGAAUUUGAUUAAAGUAUAUAUGGGUGUUUGUCCCAAAAAAUGUAUUUCCAAUCCCAUAUAAAGGUUUCCCACAGUAAAAGCACAGCACAGUGUAAUAAACCAUACUGAA
Molecule: messenger RNA, 3551 nt
Organism: Polyodon spathula (Mississippi paddlefish)
Lineage: Eukaryota; Metazoa; Chordata; Actinopteri; Acipenseriformes; Polyodontidae
Product: protein phosphatase 1 regulatory subunit 12A-like
Exons: 24
Coding region: 68-2977 (969 amino acids)
Biological process (GO): signal transduction
Cellular component (GO): cytoplasm; A band; Z disc
Molecular function (GO): protein kinase binding; phosphatase regulator activity; enzyme inhibitor activity
Source: RefSeq, a predicted model, not a curated record